CCAGUGUUAACGUCAUCACUAUGCGACAAGUCAGCUGAUCGGGUUCCCUAAACUACAGAAGUCGGUUGUAAACAGAGAUAUAUCUAUCGGCAAAUAUGCCAUUAAUAUAAAACACUAUAUAUAAUUUAUAGCUAUUUAGCAGUACAAUGUAAAUCUAUUUGAAUGCAAGUUUGUUUCGACUGAAGUAUACGGAGAUUCGCUAACUGUACAUCUCCAUCAGCUAACAGCUAACAGAUUAACUGUGUUGGUUCUUUACAUACAACCCUGAACGCCAUGGCGAAUUCAUUUACACUUGGUGAAAGAUUUCAUGAGAGGAUAAAAGAGUUGCUGGAGAAUAAAUGCUGUAAUUCACCGGAUCUCGUUGAGGAAUUAGAAGCACUUAAAGAGCAGACCUUCAUCUCAUUCAAGACUGUCAGGAAACUGCACAAACUUCUUCAACAAAAUGGAUAUCCAGUUUACCUUCAUGAGCUGCUUGAAGACAGCAUGCUUCAUCUUCCGAAGGUGGAACCACCUCCAAGAAAUCCUCAGUUAGUAGCUCGUCUGGAGAAGAUUAAAGCUAAACUGGCGAAUGACGAAUAUAGGAGAAUCACACGGAAUGUAAAUCCUCAGGAAAUGAAUAAUCAUGGAACCUUAGCAGAUUUUGGAAAACAAGUGCGAUCUGUCAAAGCAGUCGUCGUUACAGUGUUUAAUUUCUUGGUGACAGUGGUCGCAGCCUUCGCUUGUGCCUACAUAGGUAGUCAGUAUCUCUUCACGGAAACAGCAGCGAGAGUGUUAUCAGCAGUGAUCGCAGCAUCUGUAGUUGGUCUGGCAGAACUUUAUGUCCUGGUUCGCACAAUGGAGGGUGAAUUAGGAGAGCCGUAACACCAACCAUCAUUGGAAAAAGCUCAACAUUUCCAGGACCUAUUCAAUAACCGUAUUCUACUGUAUUUGUUCCUGAUUUUUCAUCUGGAAAGGAAUGGAGAGUUUUAAAAUAAAGGUUUUCUUUUAAUUUGUUUCCUCAAGAAAGGUGAAAGCUCUGUAAUGGAAUAAUGAAUUCAGAUAGUAAAAUGUACAACUAGAGACCUUUGUGUUUCACCUAUCGGUGUAGUGGAUGUCUGUGUGUGGGAAUUUAUUUGUAUAUAUCAUGAUGAGCUUUAUUAAAAUGACUCUUACAGGAUUAUGCAGUUCAGUUUAUGUCCGCUAGAUGGUACAUAGGUCAAGGACUGGCAUUUAAUCAGAUGUACAAUGACAUAUCAGAUUCAUACCAAGGUGUUUUUUUGUUCAUUUUUGUUGUUGUUUUUGUUCGUCAUUAAAUAAUUCAGGGUUACCAACGCUCUCA
Messenger RNA from Silurus meridionalis, 1318 nucleotides. RefSeq names its product transmembrane protein 199 (gene vma12). NCBI's taxonomy places the organism in Eukaryota, Metazoa, Chordata, Actinopteri, Siluriformes, Siluridae. Gene Ontology annotation, cellular component: endomembrane system. The transcript is spliced from 7 exons. The record is from RefSeq and is a predicted model, not a curated record. Gene Ontology annotation, biological process: vacuolar proton-transporting V-type ATPase complex assembly. Bases 274 to 861 code for a protein of 195 amino acids.